Drosophila innubila is the source of this 1629-nucleotide messenger RNA. RefSeq names its product mRNA cap guanine-N7 methyltransferase (gene Rnmt). Gene Ontology annotation, cellular component: nucleus. NCBI's taxonomy places the organism in Eukaryota, Metazoa, Arthropoda, Insecta, Diptera, Drosophilidae. Gene Ontology annotation, biological process: 7-methylguanosine mRNA capping. The transcript is spliced from 2 exons. The record is from RefSeq and is a predicted model, not a curated record. Gene Ontology annotation, molecular function: mRNA 5'-cap (guanine-N7-)-methyltransferase activity. The coding region runs from base 85 to 1320 and encodes 411 amino acids.
UUAAAACAGCUGUUGGAAAGUAACGCGGCCAGACUUUCCAUUAUUAAGGGGCAGCUGCAUUUAUUUGCUUUGUGUAAUAAUAAAAUGAGCGUAAAUUAUGAACAGAAUACAGCGGAUGAAGAAUUUGCACAGUCCCAUCAAUCAGUGAGACUUUCAGAUGAUGAGGGAAGCGAAGGCAACGACAACACUGAAUCCGUUGCCGCUGAAGUCUCUCAGCCAGCAGCUGUUCAAGGCAACGAUGCUGAGGAUGCGGAUGCGGAGGCAAGUGGAGCCGCCAACACACAUGUGGUAGCCCAUCACUACAACGAGCUGAAGGAGGCGGGACGCAAGGAACGACACAAGUCGAAAAUCUACUUUAUGCGAAACUUUAACAACUGGAUCAAAAGUCAGCUUAUCAACGAAUACAUGGCACUUAUCAAGCAACAGAAGCGCAUUGGUGAAGCACUCCGUGUUCUGGACAUGUGUUGUGGCAAGGGCGGCGAUCUGCUUAAGUGGGACAAGGCCACCAUCUCACACUUGAUCUGCACGGACAUUGCCGAGGUUUCUGUCGAGCAAUGCCAGCGUCGCUACCAGGAUAUAAUACAGCGAGCCGAUAAAUCCAAGUUUGGCCACAAAUUCACAGCCGAAUUCUUCGCCUGUGACUCGACGAUGGUGAGACUUCGCGAGCGUUACAAGGACGCUUCUCUGCAGCUGAAUUUGGUAUCCUGCCAGUUUGCCUUCCACUACUGCUUCGAGUCGCUCGUCCAGGCGGAUUGCAUGAUGCGCAACGCAGCCGAGUGUCUGCAGCCGGGAGGUUACUUCAUAGCAACUAUGCCGGAUGCAUAUGAGAUCAUUAGACGGUUAAAGGAAGCUGGUCCCGAUGCACGUAGCUUUGGCAACGAUGUCUACAAUAUUGAAUUUGAGUGUGAUACGGAUUCACUGCCUUUGUUUGGCGCCAAGUAUCAAUUCCAUCUGGAGGGCGUUGUGGACUGUCCCGAAUUUCUAGUGCAUUUCCCCACACUUGUUAAACUUGGUCGCAAAUAUGGUCUACAGCUGGUCAGACGCAGCACAUUUGCUGACUACUACAAGGAGACGUUGCCCCAAGGUCGCCAACUGUUGCAACGCAUGUCUGGCCUGGAAUCUGUGCAACCCCAUCGCUGUGGCAACGAUGACCAGUUCGCCCAUGUGCGUAAAGCCGUCGGCACACAACGUGGACGUCCAAUGGGCACACUGUCCAAAUCCGAAUGGGAAGCAACAACUCUUUAUUUGGCUUGUGCCUUCAAGAAAUGCAAGAAUAGCUGGGAUGCUAACGGAAAGCCCGUGUUUGAAUUUGAUGACUGAAGUGUUUUAAAAAAGCAGGUUUCAAUUUUUAAAAAUAAUGGUUUUUUCAUUACACAUACUCAACAUGAUCAGAGCAUAUUGUAUUAAGUUUAAAAGUGUUGAACUAUUUUAAUGCGAGGAUUUGUAGCGUUAAUAAAAAUAUAUAUGAAUAUGAAAUAUAUGAGGUGAAGUUUAAAAUCUAAGCCCCAUAACCCGUAAUGUUCUUAGUCCAGUAUAAACAUCUAAUUCGGCAUUCUAAUUUAAGCAAUUAGUUAGAAAUAUUUGUAAACUAAUUCCCGAAGACGAAAUAAUAAAUGGAAAGAACGUAAA